ACAGAAGCGGAACUUUCACCGGAAGCACCGGAGUGGCGCUACGAGACACUGGCACAAAUACACAAAGACGGGUACAGAGACGACUGGAGCAUCGUCCUCCAUCUAUGGAAGAUCUUAUUACAGAUCCAUGCCUCCAUAACGUUUAUCAGAUUAUUAGACUCACACACAGCUGUACUCAGGUUAGACUCGGUUCUGCAUAAGUUGUAUUACCCAAUGUUUUGCGGUUUCUUUUAGGUUAGAAACUAUAUUUAGUUUAGCAACAGAAAAGACAUCUCACUGUAUAACCACUUCUAAACCAAAAGCUCAACUUCUUUUCCGCCGUGUGCCUACUUUUUAUCGCUUGACCCUGUGUUUCAUAAGAGAUGGCUCCAAAGAAAAGGACCAAAUUUAGUAAAACAUUAGCAGUUUCAGGUGAAGCUGACUUUGCUUUGGAUGGGGGUGAUGAAACUAUGCCAUCUGCAAAGGAUGUUGAUAAAACAGCAGGGAGCAGGAGGAAAGUUGUAAGUUCAGUUAAAAGUGGAAGUAAGGACACUGCAGACACUGCCCCUGAGUACAGUCACUGGCUGAUGAAGUCUGAGCCCGAGAGUCGACUUGAGAAUGGCAUUGAUGUAAAGUUUGGGAUUGAAGAUCUAAAAGCUUUGCCUGAUCAAACUGGCUGCUGGGAUGGAGUCCGCAAUUAUCAGGCACGGAAUUUUAUGAGGCAAAUGAAAGAGGGACAGUUGGCUUUCUUCUAUCACAGCAACUGCAAGGAGCCAGGCAUAGCAGGGCUCAUGAAAAUUGUGAAGAAGGCAUAUGUGGACCACACUCAGUUUGAUAAAAAGGAUGUUCACUAUGAUGCAUCAAGCAAACCUGAAAAUCCCAAGUGGAGCAUGGUUGAUGUCCAGUAUCAAAGAAUGAUGAAGCGAUAUCUUCCUUUGUCAGAGCUUAAAAAGUACUAUCAUCAGCACAGUGCAAAAGAAGGACCUCUAAAAAACCUUGCUCUUUUUACACGAGCAAGAUUGUCAGUUCAACCAUUAACUAAAGAAUUUGACUUCAUGCUGAGUUUAGAAGACAAGGACCCAUUGGUAUAGUCCAUAUUGUAUAUAUAUAUAUAUAUAUAUAUAAUUUUUUU
Messenger RNA from Boleophthalmus pectinirostris (great blue-spotted mudskipper), 1111 nucleotides. RefSeq names its product thymocyte nuclear protein 1 (gene thyn1). The record is from RefSeq and is a predicted model, not a curated record. Gene Ontology annotation, cellular component: nucleus. NCBI's taxonomy places the organism in Eukaryota, Metazoa, Chordata, Actinopteri, Gobiiformes, Gobiidae. The coding region runs from base 363 to 1070 and encodes 235 amino acids. The transcript is spliced from 7 exons.